GCCGGGCCGCGGGAGGAGGCCCGGGACGGGCGCUGGCGGUGUCGGGCGGCGGGCUCGGGCGGACAUGGCGCUGCAGUUCGGCGGGGCGGGCGCGCCGGGCACGGCCGAGGAGCCGGCGCUGGUGGGGGGGAGCUUCGGGGCUGCGGACUCGUUCCCCAAGGACUUCGGCUACGGGGAGGAGGAGGAGGAGGCGGAGCUGGAGGGAGGCCCGGGGCCCGGUGGGCCCGGGGGCGGCGCGGGCGGGCCUGGCGGCGGCGCGGGCGGGGCGGACUCCAAGCCGCGGAUUCUGCUCAUGGGGCUGCGGCGCAGCGGCAAGUCUUCCAUCCAGAAGGUGGUGUUUCACAAGAUGUCUCCCAAUGAGACUCUGUUCUUGGAAAGUACCAACAAAAUCUACAAGGAUGAUAUUUCCAACAGUUCAUUUGUGAACUUCCAAAUAUGGGAUUUUCCUGGACAGAUGGACUUUUUUGAUCCGACAUUUGAUUAUGAGAUGAUCUUCAGAGGAACAGGUGCUCUAAUAUAUGUUAUUGAUGCCCAGGAUGACUACAUGGAAGCUUUAACAAGACUCCACAUUACAGUUUCAAAAGCCUACAAGGUCAACCCGGAAAUGAACUUUGAAGUUUUUAUUCAUAAAGUUGAUGGUUUAUCAGAUGACCAUAAAAUAGAAACUCAGAGGGAUAUUCAUCAGAGGGCUAAUGAUGAUCUUACAGAUGCUGGGCUUGAAAAACUUCACCUUAGCUUUUAUUUGACCAGUAUCUAUGACCAUUCAAUAUUUGAAGCCUUCAGUAAAGUGGUACAGAAGCUCAUUCCACAACUGCCAACCCUGGAAAAUCUACUUAAUAUCUUCAUAUCAAAUUCAGGCAUUGAAAAAGCUUUUCUCUUCGAUGUGGUCAGCAAAAUCUACAUUGCAACAGACAGUUCCCCUGUGGACAUGCAGUCCUAUGAAUUGUGCUGUGACAUGAUUGAUGUAGUGAUAGAUGUUUCCUGUAUAUAUGGGUUAAAAGAAGAUGGCACUGGAAGUGCUUAUGAUAAAGAGUCAAUGGCAAUUAUCAAGCUCAAUAACACAACAGUCCUGUACUUAAAGGAAGUAACAAAGUUUUUGGCAUUAGUUUGCAUUCUUAGAGAAGAGAGUUUUGAGCGCAAAGGUUUGAUAGACUACAAUUUCCAUUGCUUCCGCAAAGCCAUUCAUGAGGUUUUUGAAGUAGGUGUUGCCUCCCACAGGAUCUGCAACCAUCAAUCAAGCACCUCAAAUAUGAAAGCAGUGACUCACAAUGGCACACCUAGGAAUGCAGUCUAGAGGAGAGCUAAAGACCUUGGAUGGACUUGUCAGCUCUUCACUCCAAAGUUUUGUGGAACAAGAGAAGAGUAGUCUGAAAGCCUGGAGUAUGUUUCAGAGGAGAGCGGUCCUAACUGUGGAACAGCAGAUUGUAACUCACGUUGGGCAACUGAAACUACUGUGAAAAUACUUUGAGGCCAGUGGAGUUAGAAAUGCCAGUUUGAAAUCAGCUGUGUUGCAAAUGCAGUAGGUUUUCGGUUUGGAGUCCUCUUUUAACAGUCUGUGUCUGACUGCCUGGUCAAAACUUACAAACAAUUGAGUUGGGUUUUGUGUGAAACACUGAACAGUCACUUACUUGCUUAACUUUUUAAAUUUUUUUUUAAAUUAAUCUGUAGAAUAUCCUCUUUUGCUUAAGUUUACCUCCUGUCAUGCAAAAACAAAAUUGGUGUUAUUAAGGCUUGUGAAACUCAGGCUUUUUGCUUGCUGAGGCUGGUCUCACAAAUCAUUCCAUGAAGUAGUUCUUGUUCUUGCUGGUGUGCCCAUAGUUCCCAUGGAUUCUGUGCUUGUUAAGUGGAUACAAGGUAGAGAGCUCUGUUCUGGUGAUCAUGUGUUUGUUUAGAGAACUGACCUGGAGCUUCAUUUUAACAGACAGUGACACUUUGCUUUCAGACCACACUUCUUGGUAUGUCCCCUUUGAUGGAAGGGAAGGAUUAAAAUCAGAAAUAAACUACCUGCUCUCUUUUGCAAAAACAUGGAUGUUAUAAAUCUGUAUGAUUAAUCCUAUUCUUGAAACAACUGCAUGGCUAACUAAACUGAAAUGUCUGCCAUCUGUUGGAAUAAAGCAGCCACUUGCAGCUAUUCCCAAGCUAGAAAUGACAAAGUUACUGACAUUUGAUGGUGGAUCUUUCUCCACCCUCUGACUGAUAAUUGAGACAAUUCCUAGCAAAAUGUCUGAGGGUGUUAUUUGUGCAUGGCAAUUAAGUUCACUGUGCCAUAAUUAACUAAUAGUACUGGACUUUGGGAGUACAUUGAUUCUGUACUAUGGCAAACAGCCUCUUGUUUGUCGCUGUGCAAUCUGACUAGAAUAGUGGUUUUUCUGAUUUUGUGAAUGCUGCUGACUUUUUCAUACCGUGGGCAGUAUCUAUGAAUUCUUUAAUUUAUUGGCACUGCAGAUGUCAUUCUGUACACCAGCCUUGCUGUGCAGGAAGCCCAGGCACUGGCCCAUAAAGACCUUGCCUCCUUUUACCUGUCCCUGUGUAUGUAUAGGUGUUGCAAAGCCAUUGGACCAACUACACAAGUCCCACCACAAAAGUUUCUGCAAGAAGAAUUAAUUGAUCUCUGCAACUGUAUUUAUGUGGUCAGAAAUAACCAUGGGACUGCUUCUGUGCUUAUAGAAUGAAUUUCCAUUGAUCUAUGUAAAAAUGAAUAUCCAUGCAUUAACUUUGGGGUGUAUGCACAUACUGUGUAAAUGUAUUUUUUUUUUACAGCAGGAAACUGGAAUUCAAGUGCUCUAGGUCUGUUCUCUUAAAUCUAGGCUGAGCCCCUUUUUUGGUAAUGGAACUGCAGAGAUUCUUUUAAGUGCUGCAGGCUCAUAAGAUUGGGUUUUGUAGUUUGCAAGCACUAUCACAGUUCAGAUUCUGAAGGUAAGAGGAGAAUUAAUUGGCAAAAUAACAGGAAGAGAGAAUCCCCGUUUGUGUGGUGAGUUUUCCAUGUUCUAAGUACAUGUGUAUGUUCUCUUUCUUUUCACCCACUACAGGAUUUUGUGCUAAUAAAAUGAAAAAAAGAGUCAAACUGUAACACUGUUGUGUCUGCUUGUCUUUAUAGACAAAGGUCUAUAAAGGCCUGUGUGGUUAAGCAAGCUUUUAAAAGCCGUGUUAUCUUUAAGGUAUACUUAAAAAAAGUUAAAUACCACAUUCCCAUUUAUUCAGUCUUAGCUUUCAUCUUAAUUAAAAGCUGACUCAGAAGUGAACACUCAAUUUUCAGGUGAUGACUCUAGACAGUAAAGGCAUAUGAAUGAUCAAGUGACUUGUCCUUUUCAUUAAUAGAGACCUUUGUACUGUGUUCUGAAAUUCUGCCCUCUGGUGUGCAUGUUGUGGUGGCUUUCUGUGUUUUAAUUUGUUGCAGGGUUUUUGGCCAUCAUUUACCUUUUCUUUGAAUAGUUGUACCUGCUAAAGGUAAAUGGUAGCAUCUCAAAAAAUAAUACUGCCAUUUUCACUAUCACCUGCACAAUAUUAGCUCCAAAAGUUAAAUUUGUCUCUAGUAAGGAGUACAGUAUUUCUUGAGUUUACUGAACUAAGUCAGAUGCUGUUACACAGGGGGAGUGUUAAUAACCUAUUGCUGCUUUAAGUGAGAUGGGUUUUGGCUUCUGAAAUUUUUAUGGUGCCAGGGGGGAGGAGGGAUAGGAGUUAAGCUUCACUUUCUUCCUUGCGCAGGAACUUCUUUCCCUCCUGUGCUGACCUGCUGCAGGGAGAUCCUAUCAGAGAAAAGGGAAGGCAGUAUCACAGUGUCUCCUGUAAAAGCACUGAACUUGUGGAGGAAGCCAUCAAUUCAGGCUUCACCUUUCUGCCUUUUCCCCCACUUUUUCCUCCUCUGAACCUGUAGUGGUGUGGGUGUUCUGUGAUUUUUUGCAAACAGCUGAGGACGUGUAUUUUUAAGGAGAAUGGUGCUGACGGGAGGGCAUAGACAAAAUGGUAACCCAUCUGCUGAGAGAAGGAAUAAAAUCUGUUUCUGUUGAAGGAUAAA
Molecule: messenger RNA, 4015 nt
Organism: Prinia subflava (tawny-flanked prinia)
Lineage: Eukaryota; Metazoa; Chordata; Aves; Passeriformes; Cisticolidae
Gene: RRAGC
Product: Ras related GTP binding C
Exons: 7
Coding region: 65-1294 (409 amino acids)
Biological process (GO): negative regulation of autophagy; cellular response to starvation
Cellular component (GO): Gtr1-Gtr2 GTPase complex; nucleus; lysosome
Molecular function (GO): GTP binding; GTPase activity
Source: RefSeq, a predicted model, not a curated record